Messenger RNA from Cuscuta epithymum, 1166 nucleotides. The record is from the annotation of a GenBank genome assembly. NCBI's taxonomy places the organism in Eukaryota, Viridiplantae, Streptophyta, Magnoliopsida, Solanales, Convolvulaceae.
CUUGUAUGUAUUUAUAUAUAAGCAGUAAGCCUAUACUAUACGGCUCUUUAUUCAUUGAUCCAGGAUUGGCUUCAAGCUAGCUACAUAGUAAUUAAAGAUGACGAUAAAACGCCAGACAUGCAAUAUUUUUGUUUGUCUUAUGGUCGUGGUUAUUGACAUCACUGCCGGAAUACUCGGUAUUGAAGCUGAGGUAGCUCAGAGUAAGGUAAGCCUGUUAAAGGUGUGGAUAUUUGAAUGUAGAUAUCCUAGCUAUGAAGCUUUUAAGCUCGGCUUGGCUGCAACCGCACUUCUGGUUCUGGCACACGCCAUCUCAAACUUGCUGGGCGGCUGCGGCUUUUGCAUCCGUUCAAAGGAAGAGCUCCACAAAUCUUCUUCUAACAAGCAGCUUGCUUUUGCUUCCCUUAUCAUUCAAUGGAUUGUGCUGGCUAUAUCAUUCUCAAUAUUGAUAAUGGGAGUAUUAGGAAACUCGAGGUCAAGAAAAACUUGUGGGAUUUCACGUGAACAUUACUUUUCAGUGGGAGGGAUAUUGUGCUUUAUUCAUGCACUCUUCUCCCUUUCCUAUUACAUCGCUGCUACUGCAGCCGCGGUGGCGCCGCCACAAGAGGUGGAAAAGAAUAUUAAGCUCACUCAACAAGUUGGCCACGCCUAGCCGCAGCGAAAUUGGAGAUCAAGAAAAACUGAAAACUCACAACAAUUCUGACUAGAUAAGGUUUUCCAAGUUCUAAUACAUACAUCUUGUGAUUUGUAUGUUUUUAUUCAUCUUGUGAUUUAAUAUGACAAGAAAUAUUUGUCAUCUACCAUCUCCAAUUUCUUCUUAAAUCUGCAUCCCGAAAUUUAAUUGGUCUUCAUCAUCGAAAUUUGUUGAAUGGCUUAUCUAAACAAAUCCAUCAUCCACAAGGAAUUCGUUGUCAUCGUCAAUAAUUUGGGAAAGCAAAUUUGACAUAUACGUAGUAUAUGUGUGUAUGUGUGCAUUUGCAUGUUUUCUCCUAUCUUUGUACAAACUACUUCUACUCCCUUUGUUUCGUAUCUUUCUUCUAUUUUACCUUUUUUGUUCGUCUCACCAAGUUUGUCAUCAUGUCAUGUAUUUCGUACUGCAUUUGAUAGUAUUUGGAUGACUACAAUUUAAUCACCAUCAAACAAUUUAACUUGUCUUAAUAAUGGCAAAA